Molecule: messenger RNA, 1050 nt
Organism: Penicillium riverlandense
Lineage: Eukaryota; Fungi; Ascomycota; Eurotiomycetes; Eurotiales; Aspergillaceae
Product: SANT/Myb-like DNA-binding domain-containing protein
Exons: 1
Coding region: 1-1050 (349 amino acids)
Source: RefSeq, a predicted model, not a curated record
AUGAUGACCAGUGCCAAAUUUGCCCUUGAUACCUUUCGACCAUGGAUACAGUCGACACCUGAUUGUACUGUUUUUGAUCCUGUUGACCUGUGCCGGUAUCCGAGCCCCAUCUCAAUCGCGGAAACCCCCAUUUCUUCUUUUUCUGGUCGUGGCAUUGCCCUAGGGAAAUAUGAGCAGGAACGACUUCGGCAUCCCCUUCCUUCCCGUCCGCCAGUUGACGUCUGCGUGAAUAGCAGCCUCCCAGAUUCUACACCAACGGCUGUCGUUGAAGUCCUGAGCGAAAGUCCGUCUGCUGUAGCUGGAGCCCGCUAUCCCUCAACGGGUAUCACAGAUGAAAAUCUGCAGGCUCAAUGCGAAGAGCAUGCCACCUCGAUCGACCCGUCAAUGCUGCACCUGGGUUUUAUUGCGGAUUGUACUCGAACACCUACGAAUGACGAUGUCACCUUCACUGGCUGCCGUCCGCUUGACGAAAUAGCCAGCCUUGGCCAUGAUGGGCCAGAAAGUAACAUCAUGCCUACGAAUGCUCUUACAGUGUCCAAAAUCCGGGACCAGUUAAGCUCUAAAAAGCCGGCGGGAUGCUCUAAGCGUCCGCGUAAGAAGGCCUCGCCCCAACGGAAGAAAGCUUCUUCUACCACCCUUCAGUCUCAGUUUUCAGCCUCGCCGCCAGAUGAGAAGUUGCAGUUUCUCUCCUGGCUCUUUGAGGCAGCUACGUCUCGAUGCAGGCUUGAUCAUCAAACCCAGGGUGUUACUACUCCUCCAACGGCCCGGAGUCCAGAACUCGAUGUAUCCUCAGCCCCGCUACACGAACAGAACGGCGCGGCAUUCCCAUAUACCGAGACCCAUCCCGAUUCGCAUAGUCUCACAAGAAAGGGAAAGACUUGGACUGCGGAGGAAAAGAACCUCUUGGUCCGACUAAAGGAAGAGCUAGGUCUUCCGUGGAAGAAAGUAGCUAGGGAGUUUUCCGAACAAUUCCCGGGGAGAAGUAAAGGAUCCAUCGAGGUGUAUUACUGCACAACGCUUAAGCGAGAGAGAACGCUUGUAACUACCUAA